This is a messenger RNA of Aureobasidium pullulans EXF-150, 1330 nucleotides long. RefSeq lists its product as uncharacterized. Lineage: Eukaryota; Fungi; Ascomycota; Dothideomycetes; Dothideales; Saccotheciaceae. The transcript is spliced from 2 exons. The record is from RefSeq and is a predicted model, not a curated record. Bases 278 to 1249 code for a protein of 323 amino acids.
CGCUCCCGCAUCUUCAAACAGUGGGCGGGCGCGGACCUGGUUGGUAUUCACGAAGGUACCUCUUUUUCUUCCUGCUCCUUGUAACUAGCCAUUCUUCCGAGCAUUCACAUUCAUCACAACGUGUAUCAUCGCUAUUCACGUCUAGUCACUCGCUAUAGCAUCACAACCUGAACCCGAGCCAUCGAAUCAUCCACAUCCGCCACUGAGGCUUCGAAACCCGACAACAACGAACCCCUUGUUCACACUUCACACGAUACUCUCCGUCUAGACAUUCAAGAUGCGCCCGGCACAGCUUCUAUCCUCGAUCGCUCUCUUCUCAGCACUCAGCUCAGCAUCCGCACCAUGGUCCGAGUCUUUUCACCUUAAGGCCAUUCGCGAAAUAAACGACUUUGUCUUCCCGCGACAGGACAACUCUGCAGCAGAAUCCACCGCAGCCGCAUCCUCAACCGCCGACGCUUCAUCCGCAAAGUCGACGGCCGAAUCCUCGGCCAAGUCCACAGCAAAGUCCUCCGACAAGGAUGCUUCGUCAGACAAGAGCGCCGCUUCCACAACUGGCUCCGACAAGAGCGCUGCCGCUUCUUCGGGCGCAUCUUCCACUGGCGACUCCUCCGAUGCUUCGACUACUGGAAAGUCGACUGGCAAGAGCAGCGGAAGUGACAAGGCUACAAGCACAAACAAAUCCUCAAAGUCAAAGACAUACGGUGUUUCUGCAGGAUAUGGUGGCAUCGCCAUGAUCACCCCCAACGUCUAUUCAUCAUCUUCGUACUACAAGGUCGGCGAGUUUGUGACUUUUGCCUGGAACAUGACUUCCUUGUCCGUCACUCCCACCGCAGUUGAUGUCUUCGCCACAUGCACUGCCAACCAGAACUUGUACACUCUGACUGCGAACAUGACCAUGAACGGCUCCACUGGUGCAGUCACUUGGGAUACCGGCGACUACCAGGCUUCUGCUACCGUACCUCUGCUCACCGAAACCUACACUCUAAUCAUCAUGGACGCCGCUCUACCUGCAAUUAGUGCUACUGCUGUUUAUGGUGGUCUUCCAGUCUACAGCGGCCACAAAUUCGGCAUGUACACCAAGCAAGCCUACUCGAACAACUCAAAUGCUGUGCCCACCUGCGUCACUUGCAAGAGUGCUGCCAUUAGGAGUAGCUCGCUUGAGAAGCAAACUCUGGGCUUUGUGUUUGGAAUGGUUUUCAUUACUAUUGCCACAUUCUCAAUGUUCGUGGGCGGAUUCGGCGCCUUUUGAUCGAACAGCAUGGUUGCUAUCAAAAUUAUCUUGGAGGUUUCUUGGUGUUAUGUCUCGGUCAUUUGCAUUGGGUGGGAGUUU